This is a messenger RNA of Hippocampus zosterae (dwarf seahorse), 3582 nucleotides long. It is a transcript of the gene cxadr, whose product is annotated as CXADR Ig-like cell adhesion molecule. Gene Ontology annotation, molecular function: cell adhesion molecule binding. Gene Ontology annotation, biological process: homotypic cell-cell adhesion. The transcript is spliced from 7 exons. NCBI's taxonomy places the organism in Eukaryota, Metazoa, Chordata, Actinopteri, Syngnathiformes, Syngnathidae. The record is from RefSeq and is a predicted model, not a curated record. Gene Ontology annotation, cellular component: basolateral plasma membrane; intercalated disc; bicellular tight junction. Bases 133 to 1257 code for a protein of 374 amino acids.
AGAGGAGGAGGAGCGGACUGGUCUGGAUGCUUGGCGAGAGCUCUGCUACCGCCUUUCCCUCAAACACACCACAAGUUUUCCUGAGCAAAGUUUCGCGGAAAGGACUUCGACUGAAACUAAACUGCAACGGGGAUGGAUCUACCGAACGCCUGCUUGUGCUGUUUGUUCCUCAGCAUUUUGGGGGGUUUGACCAUUGGACUGGAGAUAAUAUCCUCAGGGCCGACAUCCAUUGAGAAAGCCAGCGGUGAAAGUGUAAAACUAGAAUUCAUGUUCAGUUUAGGCCCAGAGGAUUCUGGGCCACUGGAUAUUGAAUGGAGCCUUCUGUCCUCAGACAACCAGAAGGAAGAUAAAGUGGUGAUCCUGUACUCGGGCGACAGGGCCUAUGAGGACUACUAUGCCCCAUUGAAGGGUCGAGUACACUUCAAUUCACCCGACCCCAAGAAUGGCGAUGCCUCCAUCAACCUCUCAGGCCUGAAGUCGUCGGACUCUGGCACUUACCAGUGUAAAGUGAAGAAGGCUCCUGGCAUCCGCAGCAGAAAAAUGCUACUGAUUGUCAUGGUGAAGCCCUCCAAACCGAGAUGCUACGCUGAAGGAGUCACCCAGGAGGGCAAAGACAUUGUAUUAAGGUGUACAUCCAAUGAGGGCACCAAACCCAUCCAGUACAGCUGGGAAAAGACCAGUAACGGAAAAGUGCUGCCUGCCUCCGGUGUGAUCGACCCAGUGGGAGGUACCAUCAAUGUGAGGAACGCAUCUGCCAGCGCAUCUGGCACCUACCGCUGUACUGCCACCAACCGGGUCGGGACCGAGGACUGUAUACUCUAUCUCAAUGUCACACCUCCUCCCAAUACCGCUGGCAUCGUCGCAGGAGCCAUAAUAGCUGUACUGCUGAUCCUCAUCAUUAUUGCCGUCAUACUCUUCUGCUGCUGCCGUGCCCGACACAGGAAGAAGUAUGAGAAAGAAAUCUGCAAUGAGAUAAGAGAGGACGUGCCGCCUCCCAAGAGUCGCGUUUCGACGGCGCGCAGCUUCACGGUGGGCAGCCAGCGCUCCUCUCUGGGCUCCAUGUCACCUUCAAACCUGCACGAGUACGCCCUGAAGCCCCAGUACGACAAGAUCCCCUCGUCUGAAGAAGACAGACCUCCGAGCCGCCCUCCUUUGCCCCCACCGACCGCUCCCAAAAGAGCGGGGCCCAGCCUCAAUCGCAUGGGCGCCAUUCCCGUCAUGAUCCCUGCCCAAAACCGGGACGGCUCAAUUGUUUAAUGCGGACUCCUCUCGGCAAUGGGACCAAGGGGAGGUAAGAGAUGAAGGGAGCGGGGCAAAAGCCACUGAAGACGAAGUUUUCAGUUUGCCUGACUUGCUCUUGCAUACAAAUGAGAACUUAACUCCUCCAAUGAAGAACCGACUGCUGUGGUGCUGAGAAAACAAUUGAAUCUUACUGAAGUCACGCCGGAGCACAUAGACUUUUUUUUUUUAAUCAAUCAUAAUUUAGAAACAUUGAAUUUUACUUCCUGGACUUUCUCGCUGAAACACGAACUUGUAGCAGAUAGAAAUUUAUUGUAUAUAAUUGACUUUUUUAAGUGUAUUUGGCCCAUAGUGUAUGUUAAGAACUUAUCCAGACCAUCUGUACAGCAAGUUUGAAUGCAUGUGUGUAAAUGUCUCCGUGUGUGGUUAGUUAAAUCAGUUCAGUCAUACCUUGGCCAAAUUGAUUUGGGGAAUGGUAUCUGUGGGUAAAUGACACAAAGAAUUCUUUCAUUUGUGCCCACAGAUGCAAUUGUAUGCCCCGCCCCAACCGCCCCCAACCACCACGCCAUUCCCUAUUGCAGUCUUUUGGUUCAUUCGUGUGUCAUUUCCAGCCAGCAAAUACAAUUGCAACAUGCAAAAACAAACAAAAAAAUCCUCAAAUGUGCUUAGGUAUGAAUAAUUUAGCCUUUCAUGUAUGUUUGUCAAAUGUAUAGCUCAUUUGUUUUCUCUUACUACCUACACAAUUGUAUUUUAUUUCUCGUCAGCAAAAACUUUCUAGCAUCAGGCUAACUAAGUACCUUUGCCCAUAGUCCCCUAACCAGCAGUUUAAAAUGUCCCAUCUGGGAUGAGAAGGAUAGCAAUUGGCUCUCUGCAAGCUAGGGUGGUUUGGGGGGGGGGGGGUUGUCUCUUUGUGAUUGGCUGGAUUACCGCGUCUUGAACAGGCUUAAAAAACAAUAAAUGCUGUCUUCACCCCCGCCCCCCCCCCCCCCACCUCCCCUGCACCUCCCAGCGCCCACACACACGCACACACACACGACCUCCAAAGAAGGGGGCAGGUGGACAACAAGGUUCACUGAACAAUGAGCUCUGAAUGUGUUUGACGGCCAAAGCGCCAUAACUCUUAAGGCCAGCAUACACGCUCGGUAUAUUAACAGACCAGCGUUCAUUAUCAUCUGUUGCGGUAGCAGACCCCACCCCCAGCCCCACCCCCUCAUGUGUGCUAGAGCACACAUAAUCCUCUUUAUGUGCAGUUGCAUUCCAAAGAGCCAGCGUCUUGAUUAACCUUCUCUCCUCGCUCAGUAUGAGUCUGUAGCGUUAUGUGAUUUUUUUUUUUUUUAAUUUUUUUAAAUGAAGGAUGCACCCCACUAAGGGGAAUAUUUGUGAUAAGAUUACAGCAGUCCUUGUAUCCAUUUUGGUUUCAUUGUUGAGUUGUAACUUGUUGUAACUUAGCCCGUAUGCAACAAUGUACUGUAUAUAAAUGCCAGAUUGAAACAAAAAAAAGGGAGGGAGGGGGGGGGCAUUAUUCUGUUCGGAAAGUUGGAAUACUUAAGUGGGCAAAUUGUGUACUUUCUGCUCCAGAGCCUUACUCUGUUCCUUCUUUUUGAACCUUCCCCUUUGCACAGCCCUGACUGCUGGCCUCAUCUGUGCCUUGUCGUCCCAGUUGUCGCACAUCCACAACACUGUGCUCGCGUACGUGUACCGGCAUCAUCCUUAAUGGUCGCUGCGGUCCACAAAAUGAUAUUCUCUCCACCGCUAAUGCUAUCAAUCCAUUCGGGUCAAGUGUCGCAUUUCUCGCGUCCACACUCAGUGCGUACAAGUUCAACAACUGAUUCACUGUCUUAAACAGGUUUCUCGUUUUUUGCAUUUACUUUACAAACAUGUCAUUUUUGUUGUUGUUGUUUUUUAAUUUGGUUAAACACUUGUGAUUUUUUUUUCUUCGAAGAAAAAUUUGACUAUUUUGUCCAAGUAUUUGUGUCUCAUUCCAACUGUAUGAGUGAUCCGCAGUUGCGCUUGAUGAAUCAGUAGAGCACAAAUAUGUGCGAGCGUGUUGUGAGGGCAUUAUGCAGUCUGAAUGUGGCCCCACGUAAAAUUUUAGUUUCUUCCGCUGACAAGCUACGGAGGUCUUAGUGGGUAGUCAUAUCUCUCUCUUCGCUCAAAACUUUCAUAACAACGAAUAUUAACAUUAUUAACUUUAGUUUUUUUUUUAAAUCUGCGUACUAAUAUUGUAUGAAGAUCUCCUUUUGAGUUUUGCACCUGUAUGAAAUCUAAUUAUCCAUUUUCGUGUGUAUUUUCGUGUUGUAUUUUUGGAAUAAAUAAAGUCCUCCAGACACAAAAACAAAACAA